AUGAGUGCAAUCCUGUCGGCCGAUGACCUGAAUGAUUUCAUCUCUCCCGGUGUCGCAUGUAUCAAACCUGUGGAAACCCUUCCAGCGAAAGAGCCUUCAAACUCAGAGAACCCCUACGAAGUAACCAAGGAAGACAAAGUCCAACCUGAAAAUCUCCCACCAGCUGAGAUCUCAUUGACGGACUGUCUUGCUUGCUCGGGAUGUGUCACUUCUGCGGAGGCCGUAUUGAUUUCCAUGCAAUCGCAUGCGGAGGUUCUCAACACACUCGAUGCCCACCCAGAAGUAUCGUUUGCGACAUCCCACGGAAAUGGUGCAACAGAUGAAAACGAGGGCCGGAUAUUCGUUGCCAGUGUCAGUCCUCAGGUACGAGCGAGUUUAGCCACCACAUACAACACCACGGAGCAGGAGGCAACACACAUGAUCGAUCAGUUGCUUCGCGGGCCCAAAGGACUGAGGUCUAGUGGCAAACAUGGCAGUGGAUUCACAUGGGUCGUUGAUAGCAACACCUUGCGUGAAGCGGUUCUUGUACUCACGGCAGAUGAAGUUGGCGAGUCUCUUUCGUCAGGCGACUCGUCAGGCGCACCUAUUCCGAAAAAGCCCGUUCUGUCCUCAGCCUGUCCAGGUUGGAUCUGCUACGCCGAGAAGACUCACCCAUUCAUUCUUCCUCAUUUGUCGCGACUGAAAUCCCCGCAGGCGCUAUCUGGCACCUUCUUGAAGACAGUCCUGGGCAAGGCCCUCAAUGUCCCAGCCUCACGCAUUUGGCACUUGGCCAUCAUGCCCUGUUUUGACAAAAAGCUUGAAGCCAGUCGAGAAGAACUCACCGAUGCUUCGUGGUAUACGCCCGAGAGUCAACCAUCUGCCGAACCUCGUACCGCUGUUCGCGACGUUGACUGUGUGAUCACUACCCGCGAACUCCUCACUCUGGCUUCUUCGCGCGGUAUUUCUCUUCCUUCCUUACCACUACAACCCUUACCCUCGGCCUUUUCACCGCGAUUCCCGGAUAAAACCCUCGACGCAUUCCUAUUUUCCAAACAAUCCUUGUCAAAACAAACGAUGACCACUGGCACAUCCGGAGGAUAUCUUCACCAUGUUCUUCUGACCUUCCAAGCUAAAAACCCGGGCAGCCAGAUUGUAACUCAGCGCGGACGCAAUGCCGAUGUUGUGGAAUAUAUACUCAUGUCAGCUGGCGGUGAGCCUCUGAUGAAAGCCGCUCGCUAUUAUGGCUUCCGGAAUAUUCAAAAUCUUGUCCGGAAAUUGAAGCCUGCCCGCGUGUCAAGGCUUCCUGGCGCUAAAGCUCCUAUUGCCUCAAGAGGAGGGAAUCGACGCCAGCCGAUUUCUCGUAACGGGGCCUCUUCCGCAUCAGGCAGCGAUUAUGCCUAUGUAGAGGUCAUGGCGUGUCCUGGAGGCUGUACCAACGGGGGCGGACAAAUACGGAUCGAGGAUGCUAGAGAAGUUAACUCAACUGCACCAACCGUGGUCUCAGAGGAGGAACCUAGCAUCUCGACAAAACCAACGCCGCAUGAGCAGCGUUCGUGGCUGGCUCGUGUGGACGAAGCAUAUUAUUCGGCAGACUCGGAGGCCGAGAGCGAGACUGAGACCCAACCACCAAUUGCUAUCUCGGAAAAUGAGACUCGAGUCCGCGAAGCUUUGCGCUACUGGUCGAAUUUGACGGACAUUCCGCUUGCCAAGCUAGCCUAUACCACCUAUCGUGAGGUGGAAAGUGACGUGGGCAAGCCUCAAGAAGCGCCGAAUGAUACCACGCGGGUGGUAGAAUUGGCUGGAAAGAUAGGCGGCUCCUCCUUCGAUCUCUGCGACUUGCACACCCGUCCGGAUACGAGCCCGCCUCGAACAAACAACAACUCGACAAAACCUACUUUUUUCCCGCCGAAACCCGCCAUCAUGUCUCGCGAAGCUUAUCAGGUGCCAGCUCAGCUGAACCAAAAUGCCUUCAGCACCGAUAUGGGUGCCAGCGCCGUCGACGGACCCUCGGUGUUCUACCGUUGCGGCGACUGCUACGCCCGCGUGUCGCUGAAGAGGGGCGACCAGAUUCGGUGCAAGGAUUGCGGUCAUCGCGUGCUGUACAAGGAGAGAACGAAGCGGAUGGUCCAGUUUGAGGCCCGGUGA
Molecule: messenger RNA, 2124 nt
Organism: Aspergillus affinis
Lineage: Eukaryota; Fungi; Ascomycota; Eurotiomycetes; Eurotiales; Aspergillaceae
Gene: nar1
Product: iron-sulfur cluster assembly protein NAR1
Exons: 4
Coding region: 1-2124 (707 amino acids)
Biological process (GO): DNA-templated transcription; iron-sulfur cluster assembly
Cellular component (GO): cytosolic [4Fe-4S] assembly targeting complex
Molecular function (GO): 4 iron, 4 sulfur cluster binding; DNA-directed RNA polymerase activity; DNA binding
Source: RefSeq, a predicted model, not a curated record